GCCCAGCAGAGAGAGAACUGCACUGCUCUGGAUGAUGAAGCUCAGGCUCUCCCAUAUUCUCUUAUUGGUACUUCCUGGGAAAGUCCAGGCAGGGACUCCAGGGAAUGACAGAAGAUACAAUGAGAAUGUCACAGUGAGUAUCCUCAUCUGCCUGUUGCUUGUGCUGCUAUUGCUGCUGUUUAUGGCAUGGCACUGGUUGAACCGUGCAACAGAAGGAAGAUACCAUCCUCAGCACCUGAUGAGAAUUCUGAUUCUUCAGUGGCAACAGUUCUGGAGGGAGACACCUUCUGAGGACCUGGCCCAGGACUGCCAGGAUGAGAAACAGAGUGAUGGAGAGCUUGGGGAAGAGCAGCAACAGCUUAUGGAGGAUGGAGAAGGAGAAGGAGAAGAGGAGGAGGAGGAGGAAGAGGAGAUGGAGGAGGAGGAGGAGGAACAGCAGCUCCUUCAGGAGCAAGAAGAGAAGCCAACUAAGGGUGCCAAUCCUGAGGCAGCAGCGCAGGAGGCCUUAGAAGAAGAUGAAGCAUCAAAGGCAGCUGAGGGCAGUGCAGAAGUCCUAUUGAGUCAUCUGCAUUCCUUCUCUGGAACAGCAGCCUGGGAAGACAGUGGCAAGCCGCUGAAUGUCACUGCUCUCUAGAAAUCCCAGGGAGGAGGGAAGGAUGGACUUGUCACAAAGACAACUUGUAGUGCUUGGUUCCAGACCCAUUUGACAAAGCUCCACAGAUGGGAGUCCCAAGACUGCUGUCACUCUGCUUUGCCUACUGCCCCCACUGGGGAGCAGCGCUGUUUGUAUGGCUGCAUUUGCUUC
Molecule: messenger RNA, 805 nt
Organism: Python bivittatus (Burmese python)
Lineage: Eukaryota; Metazoa; Chordata; Lepidosauria; Squamata; Pythonidae
Gene: PTPRCAP
Product: protein tyrosine phosphatase receptor type C associated protein
Source: RefSeq, a predicted model, not a curated record